AUGGACGACCUCACCCCUACACCAGUGUCAGGGCCUGUCGAGCAAACGGCAGAUAACAAAGAGACUGGUAAAAUAAUCGAGACCCCUCCCAAGAACAAGAAUGUCAAGAGGGCUAGGAAUACAUAUGUGUCGACUCGUACCGCCUACAGCGAUAUGACCAGAGGAAUCCCGGUGGCCGUGAUCGACAGAUGCCACCCAGACGUGACACUGAACCAGGAGCAGGUAGAACUGGUCCAGAAUGCAAUUGUGGAUGCGCUGUAUGCGGCCCCAUCAGGGAGCGAGGGCGUAGCACAAUUCGAAAGGAGCUGGUUCAGCGGAAGGGUCUUAUCAGUGACCUGCGCGAAUAAGCGUAGCCUUAGCUAG
Phaedon cochleariae (mustard beetle) is the source of this 363-nucleotide messenger RNA. The record is from the annotation of a GenBank genome assembly. Lineage: Eukaryota; Metazoa; Arthropoda; Insecta; Coleoptera; Chrysomelidae.